CUUCUUAUUUUCUGGUCUUGUGCUCCUCCUCUGUCUCCCCAUGUUUGGAGCUCUUAUCAUUGCGUUGUAGAAGAAUAAGUCGACCCAAAAGAGCUUCUUUUCUUGAGAGCUAUACAAGUAGGAAUCUUCCCCCGUUGGUCUCGAACCCACAGCUCGCUUCCUUCUUUUCUUCUUCUUUCCUCCACCGUUUCCUGUUCAAGCGUCGAUCCUGUCUCCUUUUGCUCUCAGAAAUCGCAGUGAAUAGAAGGUAGAGAGAGAGAGAGAGAGAGAGAGAGAGAGAGAGAGAGAGAGAGAUCUCGAUGACACCGCCAUUGGAGCACGAUUACAUAGGCCUCUCGGAGGGCCCCGAUAAGCUCUCCUCCGCCAACCUUAAGGACACGGAGCUCCGGCUUGGGCUCCCGGGUUCCGACUCCCCCGAGAGGGUCGACGGAAGAGGGACCGGCCUGACGCUUGGGCUCCCUAAGAACUUCGUCUCCGGCUCCAAGAGGGGGUUCUCGGACGCCAUCGACGAGCCGCGGGAGUGGGGGCUCACAGGAGUCAACAGAUCUGAGGUGGAACAGGGGAAGGGCGGGGUUUCCUUCUCGGCGAAGGGUGAGAACGCUGGUGGAAAGCCGACGAUCGAGGGGAAGGAUGACGGCGGAGCGGCAAAGGUGGCGCCUUUGGCGAAGGCACAAGUUGUUGGUUGGCCACCCAUCCGGAGUUACAGAAGGAAUACAAUGGCUGCAAACCCAAGUAAGAACAAGGAGGAUGCCGAAGGUAAACAAGGGGUGGACUGCCUCUAUAUCAAAGUCAGCAUGGAUGGAGCUCCAUAUCUCAGAAAAGUUGACCUAAAAACAUACGCCAAUUACAAAGAGCUCUCACUGGCUCUUGCGAAAAUGUUUACCUGCUUUACCAUUGGUCAGUGUGGUGCACAUGGAAUGUCGAGCAGAGAGACACUAACUGAGGGUCGAGUGAUGGAUCUUCUUCAAGGGUCUGAAUAUGUUCUUACCUAUGAGGACAAGGACAGUGAUUGGAUGCUUGUCGGUGAUGUUCCUUGGGACAUGUUUACUGAUUCUUGUAGGAGGCUAAGGAUUAUGAAGGGUUCAGAUGCAAUUGGAAUCGCCCCAAGGGCCAUGGAGAAGUCCAAGAGCCAGAAUUAGCGGUGUUUGAAGUUUGAAGUUUCCAUUUGAGCGCAUGCGGACCAAAUGGCUGCAGUUGACCUGAAGUAAAAUGAAAGCUACAUGUGUCUAUGUGUUAUGUUUUGUUAUCUUGUGGUCUGUUACAUUGGAGUUAAGCAUCAAGUUGACUUCAUAGUAGUGUUGUUUGGUCAUUGUAUCUGUUUCCUGUCAAAUACAUGUAAGUUCUAGGAGUGUGGUUGUCAUUUUCGACUUGUAUGGUUUGAGCUUCCCUUUUAUGUCACAUAGGAAGGUUUUUAGUUGUGAAUCGUCCAAUUCUAUACACUCAGUUUCUGAGAUGACUAUAACCUACCGGUAUACCAUAUACAAGGUGAAAGCUCAAGCUUAAUGCAUUGAUGAUUUCAAUCGAUGUCUUUGGCAUGUUUUUGUUGUAAUUA
This is a messenger RNA of Musa acuminata subsp. malaccensis (wild Malaysian banana), 1552 nucleotides long. RefSeq names its product auxin-responsive protein IAA21. The record is from RefSeq and is a predicted model, not a curated record. Gene Ontology annotation, molecular function: protein binding. Gene Ontology annotation, biological process: regulation of DNA-templated transcription. NCBI's taxonomy places the organism in Eukaryota, Viridiplantae, Streptophyta, Magnoliopsida, Zingiberales, Musaceae. Gene Ontology annotation, cellular component: nucleus.